AUGAAAUCUAGAAGCCGCUCACGUAGUCGUAGCAAACGGGACAAAAAAGCAACCGCACGUAGGUCUAGUUCGCGAUCCAGCUCAUCAAGCAGCGACAACAGUGGUAGCCGUAGUAGCAGCACCAGCAGCUACAGUAACGAUAGCAGAGAUCGUAACAGUGGAAAUGGCAGAGUGCAACGCAGCCACAGUCAUGACGAUAAACGGAGAAAUGCAGGAAAGCCUUCCGAUCGAAGACGUUCUCCUUCCCCGAAACGAACGGAUAAGUCCAGAGAUCGCCGCGAGGCACCAUCGAUGAGGACUCGUCAUGAUGAUAGAAGGCGGGAAUCGAGAACGCCGGAGAUGAAGCGCAAGCGAGGUGAUUCUCGAUCGCCUCGGAGGAACCGAGAAGACGAUCAACAAAACCGCCGAUCUUACAGUCCGCGUGAUAGAAGAAGGGCGCCAUCCAGGGAUGGCAGAAAUAGAACAAACGACGCCAGAAAUCGUCCGAAUGACGAUACACGCAAGUACAACACAGGAGAGGAAUAUCGGCGUCAUCGAUCUCGUAGUCCACGUGCACGAAGAGAUCGUUCCGAAGAUCGAUCGGAUCGUCGGGACGAUGAGCGAAUGCAUCGGAGCAACGAUAGGCAGAAUAACUACCAGCGCCCUGAAAAUACUCGACGCCAGUCGCGUAGUCCGCAUGCAUGGAGGGAUCACUCUAAACCCGACCGAAGAGAUCGGCCAGAUGAUGAUGACCACCGUGGCGAACGGCACGACUAUGGGGACCGCGUACAGCAAAACCGUUGGAUGCACGACAUGUACGAUGCUCAUGCAUCGCAGCGAAAUGCCGACCGAAGCUACCGAAAAUCGAACCGCGAUAUGAUGGACGACGAUUUCAUGCAGUCGCGCCGAUUACAACGAGAAAUAAUCGGAACCGAAGGUGCACCUGAAGCGUGGGGUGACUCUCCGUCGGAGGGCAGCAGCUCGGAUGAAGAGCUCCAGCAGCACAAGAGCUCUUCGAAGCACAAAAAAGCAAAAGCAAAGGGAAAGAAGAAGAAAAAAUCCUCCAAGCGUCGAACAGAAAAGGACAAAAAGAAGAAAAAAUCAUCGAAAAAAAAUAAAAAGUCAAAGGACACAAAAAAGAAGAAGAACAAGAAGAAACAGAAAGCCAAAAAAGUCGAAUCGUCGAGUUCUUCCGAUCCUUCUUCAUCCUCCUCGGACUCAUCAUCCUCUGGUGAAGAGCAAGAGGUUUGGAUAGAGAAGUCGGAAGCCAUGGCCAGGACGGCUGGAAAGGACUUGGAACCGCAUCCUGGCGGCUCAAGGGCCCGCUCCGUCGACGAAGAAGGAGACAAUGUCGUGGGACCUGUAAAGACGAGUGGUAAUCUUAACCAGAAAGAUUUCGGCCGAGCCCUCCUGCCGGGUGAAGGUGCGGCCAUGGCUGCCUACGUGACGGAGGGUAAACGGAUACCGCGGCGAGGUGAAAUCGGGCUUACUUCCGACGAAAUCGCAAACUUCGAACAGGUCGGGUACGUGAUGAGCGGCAGCAGGCACAGGCGCAUGGAAGCGGUACGUAUUCGUAAGGAAAAUCAGAUCUACUCGGCGGAUGAGAAGCGAGCCUUAGCCAUGUUCAGUAAGGAGGAGCGACAGAAGCGCGAAAACAAGAUCUUGACCCAGUUCAAGGAGAUGAUCAGCGCAAAGCUAUCGGAAAACAAAAAGUAAACAAGUCUCAGAACCACUAGCAAGUCUUACAGCUUAAUAAAUCAAUAUUAGUUUUAU
This is a messenger RNA of Anopheles nili, 1752 nucleotides long. RefSeq names its product NKAP family protein CG6066. Bases 1 to 1695 code for a protein of 564 amino acids. Gene Ontology annotation, biological process: regulation of gene expression. Gene Ontology annotation, molecular function: chromatin binding. Gene Ontology annotation, cellular component: nucleus. The record is from RefSeq and is a predicted model, not a curated record. The transcript has a single exon. Lineage: Eukaryota; Metazoa; Arthropoda; Insecta; Diptera; Culicidae.